CCCAAGAUGAAGUCUUCUUUGGCUUUGGCUGUCGCCGCGGCUCUCACGUCGCCCGUCGCGGCGGAAUGUGCUGCCCGCUCUACCCAGUCGAACUGCCACUGCUUGCCUGGUGACAGCUGCUGGCCCUCGGCCUCGACCUGGGACUCCCUGAACAGCACCGUUGGUGGCCGUUUGAUCGCGACGGUGCCUGUCGGGUCGCCAUGCCACGAUCCCACCUACGACGCCGCCGCCUGCAAGUCUUUGCAGGAUAACUGGCACCACCCUCAGGUCCACCUCGACUCCUCGUCGUCGGUCAUGCAGACCUUCUUUGCCAACCAGAGCUGUGACCCCUUUACUGCGCAGUCUCGGUCGUGCGAGCUGGGCAACUACCCUAGCUACGCGGUCGAUGUCUCGUCCAGCGACGACGUGAUUGCUGCCAUUCAGUUUGCGCAGAAGAACAACAUUCGCUUUGUCAUUCGCAACACCGGCCAUGAUUACUUUGGUCGCUCGACCGGUGCCGGUGCUCUCUCCGUCUGGAUGCACCACCUGCACGACGUCGAAUACAAGGACUGGUCCGACUCCAACUACCAGGGUCCCUCGUUCAAGGUCGCUGCCGGCACCAUGGGAUACCAGAUCCUCGAGGCCGCCUCCGAGAAGAACCUCGUCGUCGUCACCGGCGAGUGCCCCACGGUCGGUGUCGCCGGUGGUUUCAUCCAGGGUGGUGGCCACUCCGCCCUCAGCACGACUUUCGGUCUCGGCGCUGACCAGACCCUGGAGUUCGAGGUUGUCACUGCUGAUGGAAAGCUCGUCACUGCCAACCGCUCCGAGAACUCGGACCUCUUCUGGGCCCUCAGCGGCGGCGGUGCCGGUAACUACGGCGUCGUCAUGUCCGUCACCGUUAAGGCUCACCCCGACGUCAAGGUCUCCGGCGCCGGCGUCCAGUUCACCGCGUCCGGCAUCUCCAGCGAGACCUUCGACGAGGCCGUCUCCAAGUUCCACUCCCUCCUGCCCAAGAUGAUCGACCAGGGCGUCACCGUCAUCUACCAGAUGACCGCCGUCUUCUUCGCCAUAAACCCCAUCACCGGCUACAACAAGUCCACCGACGAGAUCAAGUCCAUCCUGCAGCCCUUCCUGGACGCCCUCUCCGACCUCGGCAUCCAAUACAAGUCCGACGUCACCGAGUACGAGUCCUACCACGACCACUACAACAAGUACAUGGGCCCCUUGCCCUGGGGUAACCUCGAGGUCUCGACCUUCCAGUACGGCGGACGCCUCGUGCCGCGCAACGCCCUGGACAGCAACCCGGCCGGCAUCGGCAGCGCGCUGCGCAACCUGACCCAGCAGGGCAUCAUCGCCGUGGGCGUGGGCCUGAACGUGUCGUCGCCGGGCGACGUCUCGAACGCCGUGUUCCCCGAGUGGCGCCGCGCCGCGGUGACGGUGCAGUUCGGCACGUCGUGGAACGAGACGGCGCCGUGGUCCGCCAUGAUCGCCGACCAGGACCGCAUCACCAACGAGUACGUGCCGCAGCUCGAGGCCGUCACCCCCGGCGGCGGCACCUACCAGAACGAGGCCAACUUCCGCCAGCCCAACUGGCAGAAGACCUUCUUCGGCGAGAACUACUCGCCGUUGCUGCAGGUCAAGCAGAAGUACGACCCGGACAACUUCUUCUACGUGCUGAAGGGCGUGGGCAGCGAGGCGUGGUCCGUUGCCGAGGAUGGCCGCAUGUGCCGUACCAACUAGAAAAUGGCUGGAUGUUUUGUAUCGUGUAUAGUAUGCUAGACCGUCGUUAGAGAUACCUAUUACCUGCGAUAGAU
Messenger RNA from Aspergillus steynii IBT 23096, 1793 nucleotides. RefSeq names its product putative isoamyl alcohol oxidase. The record is from RefSeq and is a predicted model, not a curated record. NCBI's taxonomy places the organism in Eukaryota, Fungi, Ascomycota, Eurotiomycetes, Eurotiales, Aspergillaceae. The transcript has 3 exons. Bases 7 to 1719 code for a protein of 570 amino acids. Gene Ontology annotation, molecular function: oxidoreductase activity; FAD binding.